CCACACAGAUCAAAUUCGUCUGCUCUCCUUUGUGAAUCACGCUCCGGCCGACGAAAUCUUUAACGAAAAAGUCGGAAUCUUUUGCCCGGAGAGCUAAGCUAUGGAGCAUUUUGGGCUUAAGAUGUAAUGGGAAGGGAUUGAAGGAAUAAAAGAAUUGGUAUGGCGACGUUUGUUGGUGGGUUUGUGUUGCCAUCGCUGCUCUUAACAGCUGCUUUACUGAAUUGGAAUUUGGUAUCUCUUGUUGAUUUGGUGGCUUCACUUAUUAUCCGAUUUACUGCUCCGAAACGAGGAUUUCGUUUUCGAGGAAGGAUUCUGUUGUGGUCUGUCUUUGCAUUUUCUCUUCUUGUAAUUGCUACCGAAGUGAUUUUUCUUGCUUUAUGGGCCAUCAUUGGUUUCAAGUGGUGGGUAGCAGAUUCCUGGUGGGCAAAACUAAUUGGACUGAUGAAGGUCCAGUCUUAUGGGUUGCCCUUAGUAAUUUAUUAUUUGACCGUUCAUAUAUUAGUGGCGGUUGCAACUAUCUUAGAAAUCAGAAGUGAUAGAUAUGGAUUGUUUCAGUCAAGUGAUUCAUGUUGGGGGCGUUUCUCAUCAGCUUUUGAGCAUAUAGGUUCUCGUCUUAGGGUGGCCUCUUGUUUAUUGCUUCCUGGCAUUCAAUUAAUUGUGGGAAUCAGCAAUCCUUCUUGGCUUUCUUUGCCAUUCUUUAUAUGCAGUUGUGUUUCCCUGGUUGAUUGGUCAUUAACGAGCAACUUUUUAGGCCUUUUUAGGUGGUGGAGGAUUCUUUGGCUGUAUGCUGGCAUUAGCAUUUGCUUACUUUAUGUGUAUCAGUUCCCUGUUCCAUACCCACAAAUGUUUCAUACUAUUGCUAAUUUCCUUGGUCUCUAUGAAAUAUCUGCAAAUUCCAGCUGGCAAGAAAUAUGUUCUGGGGUCACACUUUUGAUAUUCUUCUAUAUGCUUUCAUAUAUUAAAUGUGAUUUGGAGGAAAUGCAUCUCAUUGUGACCAUGACCACUAGAGAAGGAACCUUGACUGAACAACUUCUUCCCUCGAGGCAUUCUUUUUUCAUUCGGGAGUCCAAAUCAGGUGUAAGGCAUACCAAUGUUUUGUUGAGAAGUACAGUUUUUCAGAUUUUCACAAUUAACUUUUUCUCAUAUGGCUUCCCGGUCUCCUUGUUUGCACUCUCAUUUUGGAGCUUCCAUUUUGCUAGUAUAUGUGCGUUCGGACUGCUAGCGUAUGUUGGUUAUAUCUUAUAUGUUUUCCCUUCACUGUUUCGAAUGCACCGAUUAAAUGGUUUGCUACUAGUCUUCAUUCUUUUCUGGGCUGUGAGCACAUAUAUCUUCAAUGUGGCAUUUGCUUUCUUGAACUUGAAUCUCGAGAAGGACAUGGAGAUUUGGGAGAUGGUUGGCCUGUGGCAUUAUCCUAUUCCUGGAUUCUUUUUACUUGCCCAGUUUGGUCUUGGAAUUCUUGUAGCUGUGGGUAACCUGGUUAACAAUUCUGUCUUUCUGUGCUUAUCUGAUGAGGAGCAGUAUCCUUCAACUAACAGCUCUAUUGAGGAAGAGAAUGGAGAGACCAAAGUAUUGAUUGUGGCUACAAUCGCCUGGGGUUUGCGCAAAUGCUCUCGAGCCAUCAUGCUGGUCUUGAUAUUCCUUAUUGCAGCUAAACCUGGUUUCAUCCAUGCUGUUUAUAUUGUGUUCUUCUUUGUGUACCUUUUGAGCCAUGACAUCAGCAUGAGGAUACGCCAGACCUUAAUCCUUUUAUGUGAGGUUCAUUUUGUAUUUUUAUACAUUCUUCAGCUUAAUCUGAUCUCAAAAACUCUAGAGCAAAAGGGAUCAUUGAGUAUGGAGCUUCUGUCACAGCUAGGUCUUCUUGAAAGCGAAAGUUGUUGGGAUUUCCUUGAAGUAGCUCUCCUGGCAUGUUUUUGUGCCAUUCAUAAUCAUGGCUUUGAGAUGCUGUUCUCAUUCUCUGCAAUUGCCCAACAUACUCCAUGUCCUCCUCUAGGUUUUGGCAUAUUAAAAGCUGGUUUGAACAAAUCAGUUUUAUUGUCAGUUUAUGCUUCUUCCACCACCCGAGAUUCUAAUUACGAUCCUUCACUCGAAAGGAGAAUUGCGCUUUACCUCAGUGCUAUAGGGAGGAAAGUUCUAUCUAUAUAUAGAUCAUUUGGAACAUAUAUUGCUUUUCUCACAAUCCUUAUCACGGUGUACCUGGUCAGGCCCAAUUACCUAUCAUUCGGGUACAUCUUCCUCCUGCUUUUCUGGAUCAUUGGAAGACAGCUAGGCGAGAAGACGAAACGUCGUGUUUGGUUUCCAUUAAAGCUGUAUGCAAUCAUAGUGUUCAUUCUCAUAUACGGGUUGAGUGUCUUUCCCAGUUUUGAAGCAUGGAUGUGCAGAAAACUUGAUCUGUUUGUAAACUUUGGAUAUAAUCCUGAUGGCUCAGUUUUUGAAAACGUUUGGCAAUCUCUUUCAAUCGUGAUCGUGAUGCAACUUUACAGUUAUGAAAGGCGGCAAAGCAAAUAUUUUCAGUCGGAAGACAAUACCUGUCCUGGUCAAUUUGGUAUACUUGGUGUUGUCAGGAGGUUCCUCAUUUGGCACAGUCACAAGAUUCUGCUCAUUGCACUGUUUUAUGCAUCAUUAUCUCCAAUAAGUGCGUUUGGGUUUGUUUACCUUCUUGGUAUAGUCCUCUGUUCUAAUCUACCUAAAGCUUCACGAAUCCCGUCCAAAAUGUUCCUAGUUUACACAGGAAUUCUAGUGGCCACCGAGUAUCUGUUUCAGAUGUGGGGUAAAGAGACCGGGAUGUUUCCUGGACAAAAGCACUAUAAUUUGUCCCUCUUCUUGGGCCUCCAAGUGUAUAAAGAGCACUUUUGGGGUCUUGAGGCAGGUUUAAGGUCCAAAAUUUUCAUCAUUGCUGUGUGUAAUCUUCAAUACAACGUUUUCCACUGGCUAGAAAACAUGCCUGCUUCUCUCUUAGGUGUUGAUGGUGGGUUAGAGGAACCUUGCCCCUUGUUUGCCUCGGCAGGUGAUAUAUUGACAUCCCCACACACUGGUGAGCUAUCCAAGCAAAGGAUAGAAGGCAUGAAUGGCAGCAAGUCAUGUGCAUACUUCAGCCAUCCUCUGUACAGAUCAUCUGAUUAUGGGUCUUCUGAAAAAAGUGGACUCUCGGAAAAUAGUAGCAGCACCAGAAAGUAUUCAUUUGGAUAUCUCUGGGGAAGCAUGAAGGAGAGUCAUAAGUGGAAUAAGAAAAGGAUUAUUGCCUUGAGAAAGGAAAGGUUUGAGAUACAGAAGACAACCUUAAAAGUGUAUCUCAAGUUUUGGGUGGAGAAUAUGUUUAACCUUUUUGGGCUUGAGAUCAAUAUGAUUGUGUUGGUUCUUGCCAGCUUUGCUCUGCUUAAUGCUAUUUCAAUGCUUUACAUUGCAUUACUUGCUGCUUGUGUUCUUUUAGACCGGCACCUCAUACGUAAAAUAUGGCCCUUUUUCGUUAUGUUGUUUGCUUCGAUUCUUGUAGCCGAAUACUUUGCCAUGUGGAAGAAGCAGAUGCCUUCAGCCCAACCAGAUGAUGCACACAUCCACUGCCAUGCCUGCUGGAGAAACUCAGACAGAUAUUUUGAUUUUUGCAAAAAGUGUUGGCUAGGGCUCAAUGUUGAUGACCCUCGAAUCCUGAUCAGCUACUUCACAGUCUUUAUGGUUGCAUGUUUCAAACUCCGCGCAGACCGUGCUUCCAGCUUUUCUGGACUGUUUACAUACCGCCAGAUGGUUUCUCAGCAGAGGAAUUCUUUUGUUUGGAGAGAUCUUUCCUUUGAAACCAAAAGCAUGUGGACUUUUCUUGACUACUUACGGCUUUACUGCUAUUGUCAUCUUUUGGAUCUUGUGCUGGCAUUGAUUUUGAUAACGGGCACCCUUGAAUAUGACAUUCUUCACCUUGGAUACCUUGGUUUCGCUCUAGUCUUCUUCCGGAUCAGACUUAAAAUACUCAAGCUGAAAAACAAGAUAUUCAAAUACCUACGCAUUUACAACUUUGCUGUUAUUGUACUCUCUCUUGCCUACCAGUCUCCAUUCAUUGGUGACUUCAAUGCCGGGAAAUGUGAAACCAUCGAUUACAUUUAUGAGGUGAUUGGGUUUUAUAAAUAUGACUAUGGGUUUCGGAUCACGUCAAGAUCGGCUUUGGUUGAGAUCAUCAUCUUCGUUCUGGUUUCCUUGCAAUCGUACAUGUUUUCCUCCUCGGAGUUUGAUUACGUGUUCCGUUAUCUUGAGGCAGAACAGAUCGGUGCCAUUGUAUGUGAGCAAGAGAGGAAAGCAGCAUGGAAGAAGGCACAGUUGCAGCACAUUCGUGAAUCCGAUGAGAAGAAGCGGCAGAGGAACCUGCAAGUGGAGAAGAUGAAGUCUGAGAUGCUGAACCUGCAGAUCCAACUCCAUAGCAUGAAUUCUCUUGAUACUUCCCCUGUUAGUGAAGGCUUGAGGAGACGGAGAAACACUUCUCGCGUGAACUCAGAUUUGGUGUGUGAUUUGCCUGAAUCUCCCGAUGCUGAGAGCCCGUUUGCUUCAGAAUUAGCAAAGAAUCCUAUAAUAGAAUCAACUCUGUGUGAGAUAACUGAACUUGAAGAAGAAGAAGAAUGUGAUAAUGCUUUUGCGGAUGCGGGAAAGCAAAGGAGAGAUCAUAGUGGUCAAUUGAAGGAGAAUCCAUUGGCUUCUGCUGUGCAGUUGAUAGGAGAUGGAGUCUCUCAAGUACAAUCAAUAGGAAAUCUGGCUGUCAACAAUAUUUUCAGCUUUUUGAACCUCUCUCAAGAAGAUUCUGACUCCAAUGAGUCUUCUUCAGCCGAAGAUGGUCAAAACAUGAGGAACAGUGCAUACCUGAAUCGUGCAUCUUCUCUGCAAUCUGACAAGAGCAGAACGUCUGAAGCUGCAAGCCUACAAAUCGGCAAAAUUUUCUCUCAUAUAUGGUUUCAGAUGCGUUCCAACAACGAUUUCGUCUGUUACUGUUGCUUUCUUCUUGUGUUUCUCUGGAAUUUCAGCUUGUUAUCAAUGGUCUACUUGGCUGCUCUCUUCCUAUAUGCACUGUGUGUUAAUACUGGCCCAAGCUACAUCUUCUGGACAGUCAUGUUAAUAUACACAGAGUUUUACAUUUUACUUCGGUAUCUCUAUCAAGUCAUCAUUCAGCAUUGUGGUUUCAGCAUUCAGUCUGGCCUUCUUCCCGAGUUGGGCUUUCCUACCAAAAGGAUAACAUCGUCAUUUGUCAUCAAUUCACUUCCAUUGUUUCUGGUGUAUUUGUUCACUCUCAUACAGAGUUCCAUAACUGCAAAAGAUGGUGAAUGGUUUUCACUGGCGCAUGGGAAUAGUAGUAAAGGUAGGCUGGUGGAUCGGAAAGAAGCUCCCACAGGAUCCAGCUGGAGUGAAAAGGUGAAAAAGCUACUUCAGCCAUUGAUAAACAUGAUUAGAAUAGUGACCAGAAGCUGUUGCAGAUACUGGAAGUCACUGAUACAGGAUGCAGAAUCUCCUCCAUACUUUGUGCAGCUGUCCAUGGAUGUGAAUGAUUGGCCUGAGUAUGGGAUCCAGCCGGAGAGGAUUGAAUCCGGAAUAAACCAACUGCUGCUACUUGUGCAUAAUGAGAGAUGCAGGAAUGAAAACCCCAACCGUUGCUCAUGUGUUAGUAGAGUUCAGAUCCAGAGCAUUGAGAAGAGUGCUGAGAAUCCAAACAUGGCUUUAGCUGUUUUUGAAGUGGUUUCCUCCUGCCCCCUUACAGAAGAAUGCACACCCGACGAGCCAUUCAAGUCACUCACUCCCGCGGCUGAUGUGGCAAAGGACAUUCUUAAGGCACAGCGGGUGGGAUUUGUUGAAGAUGUUAGAUUUCCAUACCCUAUACUCUCUGUCAUUGGAGGGGGAAAAAGAGAGAUUGAUCUUUAUGCCUACAUCUUUGGUGCUGAUCUCUCUGUGUUUUUCUUGGUUGCUGUUUUCUACCAAUCUGUUAUAAAAAACAAGAGUGAUUUUCUGGAUGUUUCCCAGCUAGAGGAUCAGUUCCCUAAAGAGUUUGUAUUUAUGCUGAUGGUUAUCUUCUUCUUGAUGAUGGUUGAUCGUGUCAUAUACCUUUCUUCGUUCACCUCGGGGAAAGUGAUUUUCUACAUAUUUAAUCUCAUUCUUUUCACGUUUUUUGUUACGGAAUAUGCUUGGAGCACAGAUUCUUCACAACAGAGUGCUGCCGGAUUUGCCCUUCGUGCAAUAUAUCUCACCAAAGCAGUUUCUUUGGCUUUACAAGCUAUCCAAAUCCGUUAUGGUAUUCCCCAUAAAAGCACGUUGUAUCGCCAGUUUCUAACCAGCACAACUUCAAGAGUCAAUUAUAUUGGCUACCGGCUUUAUCGUGCACUCCCAUUCCUCUAUGAACUUAGAUGUGUGCUUGACUGGUCGUGCACUACAACGUCAUUGACCAUGUAUGACUGGCUAAAGCUAGAAGACAUCAAUGCAAGCUUGUAUCUGGUCAAAUGUGAUGCUGUUCUGAAUAGAGCAACACAUAAACAGGGAGAGAAGCAGAGCAAGAUGACUAAGUUCUGCAAUGGAAUUUGCUUGUUCUUCGUCUUAAUAUGUGUCAUCUGGACUCCCAUGCUGAUGUAUAGCAGUGGUAAUCCAACAAACAUUGCGAAUCCUGUGAACGAUGCCAGUGUUCAGUUGGAUAUCAAGACUGAUGGUGGAAGGUUGACACUAUAUCAAACAGCUCUAUGCGAAAGAAUCCCAUGGGAGUUUCUCAAGAAUUCGUCUAACAAUCUUGAUCCGGAUGGGGGUCUUGAUGCAUAUAAUGUGUAUGACAUCCAGUUGAUUUGCUGUCAAGCCGACUCUUCUGCAAUGUGGCUUGUCCCUGAUGUGGUCCAGAGGAGGUUUGUUCAGUCUUUUAACAGCCGUAUGGAGAUUAAGUUUUCUUGGGUUCUCACUAGAGACAGGCCAAAGGGGAAGGAAGUUGUGAAAUAUGACAUAACUGCUGAUCCUCCACAGCCGCUGGAAGUUGAGAGAGCCAUAAAUGGUUCCACCAGUAGCUUUAGAGUUGAAAAUAUCUAUCCAAGAUUCUUUAGAGUGACUGGCUCUGGAGACGUUAGGCCUUUUGAGAAACAGGAAAAUGAUGUCAGCGCUGAUAUUGUUUUGAAUCACGGAGUUUCUGAUUGGUGGUCCUUCCAUGAUACAAAUUCAAUGGAUAUAAGUGGUUGCGGAGGGUGGAUGGGUCCCAUGGCCAUCAUCGUAUCUGAAGAAACUCCCCAGGGCUUGCUGGGAGACACACUUAGCAAAUUCAGUAUCUGGGGUCUCUACAUUACAUUUGUGCUAGCAGUAGGGCGCUUCAUUAGGCUUCAGUGCUCUGACUUGCGGAUGAGAAUCCCAUAUGAAAAUCUCCCUUCAUGCGACAGAUUGAUUGCCAUUUGUGAGGAUAUCUAUGCUGCGAGAGCUGAGGGUGAGCUUGGAGUUGAGGAGGUUCUGUACUGGACACUGGUUAAGAUUUACAGGUCACCCCACAUGUUGUUGGAGUAUACCAAGCCAGACUAGGAAAAGAAAACUAAGAAUUGUAAAAAAAAAAGGAAAUUUGCAGGAAAAUGCUACUUCAACAGUUUAACAUACACCACUAGAGACAAUCAUGCACAGACAAUCACUGUGUGAGACACUGGCAUUGUCAACUGUGGUGUGACUAUAGUAUGACCCCAGAUUUGUGGGACUAGUGACCACUAACAUAUAGCCACCUGAUAUAUGUAUAAUAACAGCCAAUUCUUUGU
Cuscuta campestris is the source of this 7724-nucleotide messenger RNA. Lineage: Eukaryota; Viridiplantae; Streptophyta; Magnoliopsida; Solanales; Convolvulaceae. The record is from the annotation of a GenBank genome assembly.